Molecule: messenger RNA, 960 nt
Organism: Lodderomyces margitis
Lineage: Eukaryota; Fungi; Ascomycota; Pichiomycetes; Serinales; Debaryomycetaceae
Product: methylenetetrahydrofolate dehydrogenase (NAD(+))
Exons: 1
Coding region: 1-960 (319 amino acids)
Biological process (GO): purine nucleobase biosynthetic process
Cellular component (GO): cytosol
Molecular function (GO): methylenetetrahydrofolate dehydrogenase (NADP+) activity; methylenetetrahydrofolate dehydrogenase (NAD+) activity
Source: RefSeq, a predicted model, not a curated record
AUGUCAAGACCUGCUGGUAGAACCAUAUUGGCAUCAACUAUUGCCAAACCUUAUCAAGAAGAGGUCACUUCUGCUGUUCAAAAAUUGAACUUCAAGCCAACGUUGGUGGGUCUUUUGGCAAACAAAGACCCCGCUGCCAAAAUGUAUGCCAACUGGACCAGCAAAACUUGUGAAUCUUUGGGAUUCAAUUAUAAGUUGAUUGAAGUAAAUAAAAACGAAUUGGAAACCGCAUUAAUCAAGGCCAACAGAGACGAUAAUGUUAAUGGUAUUAUGGUAUACUUCCCAGUGUUUGGAGACAAACAAGAUCAGUACUUGCAACAGUUGAUCUCUCCGGAAAAGGAUGUUGAGGGAUUGAAUUUUUUGUACUAUCACAACCUUUAUCAUAACGUGAGAUUUUUGGAUCCUCCCAAGAAUCAACAGAAAUCAAUCUUGCCUUGUACUCCCCUUGCCAUGGUCAAAAUAUUGGAGUAUUUGGGGGUCUAUAACAAAAUCUUACCCUAUGGAAAUCGAUUAUACGGGAAAAAGGUCUUGGUUGUAAACAGAUCGGAAAUAGUAGGAAGACCAUUGGCAGCGCUACUUGCCAACGACGGUGCCACAGUAUAUUCCGUGGAUGUGAAGAACAUUCAACAGUUUACACGUGGUGAUGACUUGCUGGAGCAUAGACAUUUGGUAGUCGACUUGGAUACCGAAAAUACUAGUCUCAGUAAUCUUGCACCUCAAUGUGAUGUCAUCAUCACUGGUGUUCCUUCUGAAGACUACAAAUUCCCAAUUCAUCUAGUGAAACAUGGUGCUGUUGUAAUUAAUUUUUCAAGUUUCAAGAAUUUUGACGAUGAAAUUAAACAAAAAGCUGGUUUAUAUGUGCCUUCCAUUGGUAAAGUUACUAUUGCCAUUCUACUUAGAAACUUGAUACGAUUGAUCGACAACAAGAGGAUUAGAGCGGAAGAAGGAGCCAAAGAAUAA